AUGAGCUUGCUAGAAUCAGAAGAAGAAUGGGUCUUCAAAACGAAGCGUGCUGCCUUUAGAAACUGGUUUUUUAUGGGCCUCAAAAAAGAUUCUGAACUAAGUUGUGGAAAAGUUCCCGACAGAUCUUCAAAUUCACUUGAAUUGAGCAGAUCAAAAGGGCUGUCACCCACAUACUUUCAAAGUACAUUAUUUGGCUCCCUCAGAUCCGCAACAACCUCUUUACGAAAAAGGCCUUUCCUUCUAAAGAGUCAAAGACGUAGAAAUGGGAAGGGAAAUCGCACUCGAAGCAAAAGGUCAUUUCAAUUGAAGGAAAAUGUUAAAACCAAGCUUCAAAAACUAAAAAGCACUUGUAAUAAAUUUGUUAUAUCGUCUAAAAUUCCGGUUACCCAGAAUGACUCUACAUAUCUUUCACAGGAAAUGUCCUUAAUAUGUUCUCAUCACGACAAUGAUGCUGGAGAAAAAUUAUCAUGUUACAAAAGCUUCAGAACAAGCUCAAGAGAUUUGAGCUUACUUUUUGAAUACACUAUGAAAGAUGAUUCAAGUGAUUUCAAUUUCGAGAGUAAGGCCAAUAGUAAUCCUCCAAUUUUAAAAAGUUUGCUAUUUAGUGGACGCCCUACUAGUCAACAAGACCAUAACAAUAAAACUCUCCCUAUCUUUUCAAAUAAUCUGUCAACUUCAGCUGAUAUAGUUAUAGAGGCAAAAACUACUGAAAAUAAAAGAAUUUACGAUAAAGUUUUGCAAGAACUGGUAAGUUUAAAAAAUUCAGGUUUUACAAGAUCGAAAAAGACGUCAGUAAGAUUGUUGGAUAAUGAUAGUCUUGGAUCUGACUCCCUUGCCAGCACUUCUAUGGUAGUACCAGAUGUUACUUAUGAGAAUGACACCAGUGUCAGCUGUCUGCUCGAGGACACCGAGUCUUCUAUAGCCAUAAAUAAACGUUCUGAGCUAAUGGAUCCUUCACCUUAUUCUAAAUUAAAACCUAAUAAUAAGGAGGUUUCCUCAGUGUAUUCUUCCUUACUCGAAUCCUCAACCACAAGUAGUAAGGUUUACACCGUUCCAACAUUUAGGGAGCAAGUCACGAGGCUAAAUAUUAAAGACAUAAUCGAUAGUUUAAGAAAUGGCACACUGACGGAGAAACAAUUGACAGGUAUGAAAAGAUGCGUUCAACAGAAACUAAACUUCAAAAAUAGUACAUUUUAUUCUGAACUACCUUCUGAUUUUUUUGAAAAUGAGAGUGUCCCUUAUGAAGAGCCUGUCGAUAUUUGUGAGAAAGAGGAUGAUAUUCUUGAUACUACGGAGACAAGUGUCAGAUUUGACACCACUUCAAAACUUUUAGUUUAUACACCAAAAAAAAUCCAACCUAUACCAGAUAGUAAGGCAAGUAUGGAACCUCAUUCAAUCUUGAAGUCAAGAGAUAAUUCCAUGAUGGAGCUUGAAAAUCAGCAAGCUUUGCGAUGUGAGAGAGCAAAUCUGAAGACUUUUAUCAAAUCCUUCAACUUUUUUGAGGGAAAAAGAGAAGAAGAGGAAAUUGAUAAUGCCAAACAGCGAGAAAGUCAGUUACAAAGAUACUAUUCGAAGCAAAUAUGCCCUGAAAAUUGGCCAGAUGAGCUCAGUGUAUCCAAUCAACUUUUUAUAGGUGAAAAAAACUAUCGUUCAUCAAAGAAUAAGAGAAAGCUUUGUGGAGUUGUGACAAAUUUGUAA
This is a messenger RNA of Kazachstania africana CBS 2517, 1698 nucleotides long. It is a transcript of the gene GIP1, whose product is annotated as protein phosphatase regulator GIP1. The transcript has a single exon. Bases 1 to 1698 code for a protein of 565 amino acids. Lineage: Eukaryota; Fungi; Ascomycota; Saccharomycetes; Saccharomycetales; Saccharomycetaceae. The record is from RefSeq and is a predicted model, not a curated record.